AUGAGGUUCGGUGAAUAUCUCCGUUCUUCCCUGAUUAAAGAGUACUAUCCUUUCUACAUUGCGUACGACGAUCUCAAGAAAGCCCUCAAGACCGAUUUCGUCGAUGAACCGACCCCCGAUAAUACCAAGCCCGCCCGCAAAGAAUGGACGGAGGACGACGAAACGCACUUUGUGUCCUUACUCGAGAGCGAAUUGGAGAAGGUGUUCCUGUUUCAGAAGCGCAAGAGUGAGGAGAUUGUGGAUCGGAUCCAAGAGAGCGAACUCGAGGUGAACGAUGUGGUCUCCCGUCUGGAUAGCUCGGUCGAUUCCCGUCGCCAGAGCGGUCGAUCCUCUCGGCCUCCGCCCACCGAUCAGGAUUUCUUGAUUCUUGAACAGGUGCUCAGUGAUAUUAUUGCCGAUGUGCAUGACCUGGCGAAAUUCACCCAAUUGAACUACACGGGCUUCCAGAAGAUCAUCAAGAAGCAUGACAAAGAAACACAAUGGUACCUCAAGCCAGUCUUCGCGACACGUCUGAAAGCGAAACCCUUUUUCAAGGACAAUUACGACGCCUUUGUGAUCAAACUAUCUAAACUGUAUGAUUUGGUUCGAACCAAGGGCAACCCGGUUGAGGGUGACGCAUCCGCUGGUGGCACCCAGCAGAACUUUGUGCGUCAGACUACAAAGUACUGGGUGCAUCGUGAUAAUAUUACAGAGUUGAAGCUGGUCAUCCUGAAGCACUUGCCGGUGUUAGUUUUCAAUGCCAGCAAGGAGUUCGCAGAGGAGGACACAGCAAUUUCCUCUAUCUACUAUGACAACACGGAUACGUGGGAGCUGUAUCAGGGCCGGCUGAAGAAAACAGAAGGCGCCGAGGCCAUUCGACUGCGUUGGUACGGUGGAAUGGAAAGUGACCAGAUCUUCGUGGAGCGGAAAACCCACCGCGAGGACUGGACGGGAGAAAAGUCUGUCAAGGCGCGUUUUGCCCUCAAGGAGAAGCACGUCAAUGCCUUCCUUGAGGGACGGAUGACAGUUGAGCAGAUCUUCGACAAAGCGCGCAAGGAAGGCAAAAAGAGCGCGGCGGAAAUUGAUGGUCUAGAGCAAUUGGCCCGUGAGAUUCAGUACCGCGUCCUGACCCGCCGCUUGGUGCCCGUCACUCGUACCUUCUACCACCGCACUGCGUUCCAGCUGCCGGGAGACGCCCGUGUUCGAAUCUCUCUUGACACAGAAUUGACCAUGAUUCGAGAGGACAACAUGGACGGCCGCCGAAGGGCAGGAAAGAACUGGCGUCGCAUGGAUAUCGGCGUCGACUUCCCAUUCUCCCAGCUGCCACCUGAGGAUAUUGACCGAUUCCCUUAUGCCGUGCUGGAGGUGAAGUUGCAGACCCAGGCAGGCCAGGAACCUCCACAGUGGAUUCGGGAGUUGACUGCCAGUCACUUGGUUGAGGCAGUUCCGAAAUUCAGCAAGUUCAUCCACGGCACCGCCACCUUGUUCCCUACGCGCAUCAACCUGCUUCCAUUCUGGUUCCCCCAGAUGGGCGUCGACAUCCGCAAACCCGCCUCCCGCCAAUAUGGUAUUCACAGGCCUCUGGCGAGUACCUCAAUAUCCGCCAAUGACGAAGACUCAGACGAUGAUGAAAACCCCGGGAUGGACGAGCGCACUUUGGACGGCGAGCGCCAGAACGGAUUGUUCGAGACCAACGGCAACGAAUUAGACAUUGAAGAGCGCAUCGCCGCCCAACCCCUUCCCGGUGAUGAAGAUUACCCCUUGUACGACUCCGACGACGAAUCAGUUUAUUCCGAUGAGCUAGAAGAAGCCCGCCGUAUAGGCGGUGCUUACUACGCGCAGCAGCUAGCCAAACACUACCUCAUUCGAACCGGUCACGCCGUCGCACAGGGUCUUAUGGCAAUAAUCCCGCGCCCCCGUCCAACAACCCUGCCACCCCCCGAGCAGCGCGGCAUCCAAGUCCUGAGUAGCCACCGACGCACGCUGCAACGAUUCCACGCUCCUCCAGGCAAACGCAUCUUCGUUCCCAUCCGCGUGGAACCAAAAGUCUACUUCGCCGCCGAGCGCACCUUCCUCUCCUGGCUCGAAUUCUCCAUCAUCCUCGGCGGCAUCGCCGCAACUCUCCUCAACUUCGGCUCAGACUCCGCAACCCUCGUCUCCUCCUGGGCCUUCACCAUCCUCGCCGCCGCCGCCCUCGUCUACAGUCUUUUCCUGUACAUCUGGCGCGUGGACAAGAUCCGCAAGCGCCGCGACGUCAAGCGCGUCUACUAUGAGCGCUGGGGUCCGACGGUCCUUAGCAUUGGUCUUGUCAUUAUCAUCACGAUUAAUUUCGGGCUGCGCGUGCGCGCUGGUGGGUUUAUGGCUGCGCCGGAGAAGCAUGCACCUCAGCAUGGUGGACAUGGUGAGUUGUAG
This is a messenger RNA of Penicillium bovifimosum, 2391 nucleotides long. RefSeq names its product putative vacuolar transporter chaperone (Vtc4) (gene vtc4). The transcript is spliced from 4 exons. Bases 1 to 2391 code for a protein of 796 amino acids. NCBI's taxonomy places the organism in Eukaryota, Fungi, Ascomycota, Eurotiomycetes, Eurotiales, Aspergillaceae. Gene Ontology annotation, cellular component: fungal-type vacuole membrane; vacuolar transporter chaperone complex. Gene Ontology annotation, biological process: microautophagy; polyphosphate metabolic process; vacuolar transport. The record is from RefSeq and is a predicted model, not a curated record.